This is a messenger RNA of Condylura cristata (star-nosed mole), 639 nucleotides long. It is a transcript of the gene CLXN, whose product is annotated as EF-hand calcium binding domain 1. Bases 1 to 639 code for a protein of 212 amino acids. The record is from RefSeq and is a predicted model, not a curated record. The transcript has 6 exons. NCBI's taxonomy places the organism in Eukaryota, Metazoa, Chordata, Mammalia, Eulipotyphla, Talpidae. Gene Ontology annotation, molecular function: calcium ion binding.
AUGAACCGCAAGAAGCUGCAGAAGUUGACAGACACCUUAACUAAAAAUUGCAAACAUUUUAAUAAAUUUGAAGUGAAAUGUCUUAUCAGUCUUUUCUAUAACUUGGUGGGAGAUGUAACAGAGCGGCCAGGUGUGGUCAUUGGACUAGAUCGUAAUGCAUUUCGAAACAUCCUGCACAUGACAUUUGGAAUGACAGAUGACAUGAUUUUGGACAGAGUAUUCCGAGGUUUUGAUAAAGACAACGAUGGUUGUGUAAGUGUGUCAGAGUGGAUUUACGGAUUAUCAUUGUUUCUUCGGGGAACUUUGGAAGAAAAAAUGAAAUAUUGCUUUGAAGUUUUUGAUUUGAAUGGUGAUGGAUUUAUUUCAAAAGAGGAAAUGUUCCAUAUGUUGAAGAACAGCCUUCUCAAGCAGCCAUCUGAAGAAGAUCCUGAUGAAGGAAUUAAAGAUUUGGUUGAAAUAACACUUAAGAAAAUGGACCACGACCAUGAUGGGAAGUUGUCUUUUGCAGAUUAUGAAAAAGCUGUAAGAGAAGAGACCCUGCUACUAGAAGCUUUUGGACCAUGUCUACCUGAUCCAAAGAACCAGAUGGAAUUUGAAGCCCAAGUAUUCAAAGAUCCAAAUGAAUUCAAUGACAUGUGA